AGCCGUCUCUUCCGCUCCCCUGCGUACUCACGCAUCGCUAUACACCACUAUACUAUUAUUAUUAUUAUUACUGUUGCUGUUUUGUUUUUAAAAACAAGUCAGCUAUUUACUUCACAGAGUUUUCUAUUUCUGCCGAAUCGCCAGACCAUCGCUUCUUCUUCUUUUCCUGUCUUCAAACAGACCUCUACACAUACCUUGUGCCUUACCUGACGGCUUUUGAUACUCGCCCAGUCUCCCGCUUGUCAUUGCCUCCACAGGUUUAGUGAGGUGUGGAAGAGAGGGAAAAGAGCAAAACUAAAAAUGCUCCAACGCAUGAACACUCGCGUCGGCGCCAACGCGCUCGCCUCUGCGCUGCGCCUGCAGCAGCGCAAGUUUGCCUCCGCCGGUCUCUUCUCUUUUGCCGCAACCGGGCGCUGCAAGUUGCCGUACGGCACCCGCUUUCCCCUCUCUACAACGGCCGCAGCUGCAGCUGCCUCUGCCUCUGCGUCGACCUUUGCCGUACAGAACGCCGUGCGCAGCUACACCACCGCCACCCGUCCGCAGCUGAUGCGAGUGCGCGGCAACGACGAUGUGCAGAACAUGAACAGUCCGAUGAACUGGUCUGGCAGCGGCGGUAGCCAGGCGGAUAGCUUAACCCCGUACGUACGCCAGCACCUCGCCCGCGUCUACACGCUGCUCGGCUCCGCCUGUCUGACGGCGGGUCUGGGCAGCUUCCUGAUGGUGGCGACUCCCCUCGGACGCGCCAUCCCCUAUUGGUUUCCCAUGCUCGGUGGGUUUGUGCCGCUGCUGUGGCUGUCCUUCGCGCCUCCGGCCAACCCCUCGUUAAAGCUCGGCCUCUUCUUUUCCUUUGCCUUGUUGGAGGGCAUGGGACUCGCCCCGCUGGUGCUCAUGACCUCCAUGAAAGGCGUCCUCACCACCUCCAUCCUCCUAACCGCGGCGGUCUUCGGCGGCUUUAGUGCGGCCGCCUACCUCGCCCCCCGCGCCUCCAUGGUCGCCUGGCAGGGCCCGCUGUUCGGCGCGCUGAUCGGCAUGGUGGCCAUCUCCGUCCUCAACAUUUUCUACCCGACCGCCAUCGCCCAUUCGAUUAUCCUGUACGGCGGCCUCGCGCUUUUCUCGAUUAUGGUGGCGGCGGAUACGCAGGCGAUGAUUGAGCGGGCACGCUGCGGGGCCGGCGAUCACGUGCAAGAUGCGCUGCAGAUGUUCCUGAACGUCAUCAACAUCUUCGUCCGCAUUGCGCAGAUCAUGGGCAGCAUGGACCGGUAA
This is a messenger RNA of Leptomonas pyrrhocoris, 1263 nucleotides long. RefSeq lists its product as hypothetical. The coding region runs from base 301 to 1263 and encodes 320 amino acids. Gene Ontology annotation, cellular component: membrane. The record is from RefSeq and is a predicted model, not a curated record. NCBI's taxonomy places the organism in Eukaryota, Euglenozoa, Kinetoplastea, Trypanosomatida, Trypanosomatidae. The transcript has a single exon.